AUGGUCUACUGUGGUAAGCCGUCCAAGGGCUGUUCCAACUGUCGUGAGCGCAAGAUCAGGUGUGAUCAAAAGGAGCCCGGCUGCGGCCAGUGUGAGAAGCGACAGCAACAAUGUCCUGGCUACCGAAACCUCGUCGACCUCAUGUUCCGAGAUGAGAGUUCACACGUCAUCAAAAAAGCUGCCAAAACGAAGGCAAGGGGUCGCUUAAAGAAUGCACAGGCCUCGAGUGCCGGAUCGUCCUCCGAAAAUGUAAUAGCAAGCACCGACCACGACAGCUCCGACCCGAGUCCUGGAACGGCCGUGAGACCCGGUGGUCGGCGCCAAUAUCCACCUCGUCCCAUGGAUCCCACGAUGCAGAAUAUGACUAUUAGGCAUCGGCCACGGCAGAUCCAAUGGUCCUCCUCCUCCUCCGAUAGCGAUGAUGAUGAAGACGGGCACUGGUCAACGGCACCACGCGCAAGGCCUUUGUACUCUUUGUCGCCCUCAUACCAGGAACGUGGCACGGCCUUCUUCUUUUCUCGCUAUGUCUCCAUGGACGAGAAUGCCUGCCAUCAGAAUUAUGACUUCAUCUUUGAUGUCUGGCGUCCCGCCAGCAUGCUGCCCAGUCGACAAGCGGACGGCGUGAUGGCGAGUAUUGCCGCUGUCGGCUUGGCAGGCCUUUCACACCUGACAAUGUGUGCAGAAAUGAUGGACUGGUCGCGUCGGAGCUAUGGCGCCGCUCUCAAAAUGACAAAUGAUGCUUUAAGGGAUCCAGUUGAGGCUGUCAAGGACACCACCAUGUUGUCCAUUCUCGUGUUGGGAACCUACGAAAUGUUAAGCGGUCGUACCAACCAGACAGUGAGAGCAUGGCAAAACCAUCUCAACGGUGCCUCUGCUCUGGCCAAGAUGCGAGGCCUCGGCCAGUUCAGAACCAGAGCAGGAGCACGAAUGUUCAUGAUGCUGACGCAGAUCGUCCUCAUCAACUGUAUGCAGAGAGACAUGCCCAUGCCGCAGUCUCUCAUCGACCUCCGGAACCAGCUGGGUAUGCUUUCGGGCGGAACUGACCCGGGCUGGCGAUUAUCUGGUCCCAUAUACAAGGUUAUGCAGUUGCGGUACGACAUCAACAGCGGGAAACUUAACCAGACGGCCGAUAUCAUCAACCAGCUGUCCAACGUCGAUCAAGACUUUGCGGAUGUUAUUGCCGAUUUGCCUGAAACGUGGAGAUACAGAUCCCCGUUUUUGAUGGUCACCGCUGUGAUGUAUACGCCACGCUAG
Molecule: messenger RNA, 1254 nt
Organism: Colletotrichum fioriniae
Lineage: Eukaryota; Fungi; Ascomycota; Sordariomycetes; Glomerellales; Glomerellaceae
Source: RefSeq, a predicted model, not a curated record